Molecule: messenger RNA, 1140 nt
Organism: Prunus armeniaca (apricot)
Lineage: Eukaryota; Viridiplantae; Streptophyta; Magnoliopsida; Rosales; Rosaceae
Source: the annotation of a GenBank genome assembly
AUGACGAAAACAAAGCCUCAACUCAUCUUCCUCUUUAGCAUCUUCAUUGUCUUUCUGUGCUUCUCUCUUGGGAAGUCAUCAGAUUUUGAGCUGGAGGAUGACUCUUGGCUUAAUGAUGAAGAUGACGAAGUUAACAUGGUUCAGAGCCAACAAAAUUCAAGGAGCAGAUGUGAUUUUUCGGUUGGCAAGUGGGUUUACGAUCAAUCGUAUCCUCUCUAUGACUCUAAUUGUCCAUAUCUGAGCACUGCAGUGACUUGUCAGAAAAAUGGAAGGCCGGAUUCCGACUACGAAAAGUGGAGGUGGAAGCCAAACAGCUGCUCCAUUCCUAGGUUUGAUGCAUUGAAAUUUCUUGGAAAAAUGAGAAGGAAAAGGAUAAUGCUGGUGGGUGAUUCUAUAAUGAGGAAUCAGUGGGAGUCUCUAGUCUGCUUGGUACAAGGAGUUGUUCCAACUGGUCGAAAGAGAGUGACCUACAAUGGUCCUUCCAUGGCAUUCCAUGCAAUGGACUUUGAGACAUCAAUUGAGUUUUCAUGGGCUCCACUCCUAGUAGAAUUGAACAAAGGAGCUGAAAAGAAGAGAAUUUUACAUUUGGACUUGAUAGAAGAGAAUGCAAAGUAUUGGAGAGGAGUUGAUGUUCUUGUGUUUGAUUCUGCUCACUGGUGGACUCAUUCUGAUCAAUCGAGUUCGUGGGAUUAUUACAUGGAGGGACACUCUCUCUAUACAAAUAUGAACCCAAUGGUCGCAUACCAAAAAGGACUCACUACAUGGGCUAAAUGGGUUGAUUUAAACCUAGACCCUCGUAAAACCAGAGUAAUUUUUCGAAGCAUGUCACCUAGGCAUAACAGAGAGAAUGGUUGGAGAUGCUAUAAUCAGAAGCAGCCUCUAGCUUAUUUCAGUCACCAACAUGUUCCUGAACCAUUGCUAGUAUUGCAAGGUGUAUUGAUAAAGAUGAGAUUUCCAGUAUAUCUUCAGGACAUAACUACAAUGUCUGCUUUUCGAAGAGACGGGCACCCUUCUGUGUACAGAAGGGCAAUGGGGCAGGAAGAGAGGCAGCACCCGAGGGACUUUUCCUCUGACUGCAGCCAUUGGUGCCUACCUGGGGUGCCUGAUAGCUGGAAUGAGAUUCUGAGUGCCUUGCUCUGA